GGCAGGGGCAGCCACCAUGGAGUUCCGCCAGGAGGAGUUUCGGAAGCUGGCGGGGCGCGCCCUCGGGAAGCUGCACCGCCUACUGGAGAAGCGGCAGGAAGGAGCCGAGACGCUGGAGCUCAGUGCGGACGGCCGCCCGGUGACGACGCAGACCCGCGACCCGCCGGUUGUGGACUGCACCUGCUUCGGCCUGCCCCGCCGCUACAUUAUCGCUAUCAUGAGCGGCCUGGGCUUCUGCAUCAGCUUUGGCAUCCGCUGCAACCUGGGCGUGGCCAUCGUCUCCAUGGUCAACAACAGCACGACCCACCGCGGGGGCCACGUGGUGGUGCAGAAAGCCCAGUUCAGCUGGGAUCCAGAGACUGUCGGCCUCAUACAUGGCUCCUUUUUCUGGGGCUACAUUGUCACUCAGAUUCCAGGAGGAUUUAUCUGCCAAAAAUUCGCAGCCAACAGGGUUUUCGGCUUCGCCAUCGUGGCCACGUCCACCCUGAACAUGCUGAUCCCCUCGGCGGCUCGCGUGCACUACGGCUGCGUCAUCUUCGUGAGGAUCCUGCAGGGCCUGGUGGAGGGGGUCACGUACCCCGCCUGCCACGGGAUCUGGAGCAAGUGGGCCCCACCUUUGGAGCGGAGCCGCCUGGCGACCACGGCCUUCUGCGGUUCCUACGCGGGGGCGGUGGUGGCGAUGCCGCUCGCCGGGGUCCUGGUGCAGUACUCGGGAUGGAGCUCUGUCUUCUACGUCUACGGCAGCUUCGGGAUCUUCUGGUACCUGUUCUGGCUGCUGGUGUCAUACGAGUCUCCAGCGCUGCACCCCAGCAUCUCGGAGGAGGAGCGCAAGUACAUUGAGGAGGCCAUCGGCGAGAGCGCCAAGCUCAUGAACCCGGUCACGAAGUUUAACACACCCUGGCGGCGCUUCUUCACGUCCAUGCCGGUCUACGCCAUCAUCGUGGCCAACUUCUGCCGAAGCUGGACGUUCUACCUGCUUCUCAUCUCGCAGCCCGCCUACUUCGAAGAGGUGUUCGGCUUUGAGAUCAGCAAGGUGGGCCUGGUGUCGGCGCUGCCGCACCUGGUCAUGACCAUCAUCGUGCCCAUCGGCGGCCAGAUCGCCGACUUCCUGCGGAGCCGCCGCAUCAUGUCCACCACCAACGUGCGCAAGCUGAUGAACUGCGGAGGCUUCGGCAUGGAGGCCACACUGCUGCUGGUGGUCGGCUACUCACACUCCAAGGGCGUUGCCAUCUCCUUCCUGGUCCUGGCCGUGGGUUUCAGCGGCUUCGCCAUCUCCGGGUUCAACGUGAACCACUUGGACAUCGCCCCGCGCUACGCCAGCAUCCUCAUGGGCAUCUCCAACGGCGUGGGCACGCUGUCCGGCAUGGUGUGCCCGAUCAUCGUGGGCGCCAUGACCAAGCACAAGACCCGGGAGGAGUGGCAGUACGUGUUCCUAAUCGCCUCCCUGGUACACUAUGGGGGCGUCAUCUUCUACGGGGUCUUUGCCUCCGGAGAGAAGCAGCCGUGGGCGGAGCCCGAGGAGAUGAGCGAGGAGAAGUGCGGCUUCGUGGGCCACGACCAGCUGGCUGGCAGUGACGACAGCGACAUGGAGGACGAGGCUGAGCCCCCCGGGGCACCCCCCGCCCCGCCCCCCUCCUACGGGGCCACACACAGCACCAUGCAGCCCCCGAGGCCCCCUCCCCCUGUCCGGGACUACUGACCACGUGCCUCUCCCUGAGCGGCCAUUUCUGGGAAGCUCCACUCCGUACACCUCUGGCCCCGGCCACAGUGUCCAGUGCCCACUCCUCUCUGUCGGGCCUCAGGCCUGGGGGGCAGUCUCCCUCGUUUUAGUGCUGUCCAGUUCUCUCCCCCCACCCCCAGCUGCCUCUCAGGGGUGACGAAGCUGCGGACUGGGUGCCCCUCUGCACCCCUUCUGCCUCGGCGGUUUCAGAUUUCCACUUCCACCGCUUUAUUUGAGGGUCCCACCUCUUGGUCUCUCUUGUGGUCUGGGGGAGGGGCACCUGCUCCCUUUCUCUUAGCCCCAGGGACUCUCAGACUAACCCCUGAGAUCACUCGGCUCCCCUCUCCUCUCAGACAAGCCCGAGCUCCUCUUCCUGAAGUUUCACAUCUCAGCUUGGGUCAACCCAUCACCCUUGCCCGCCAUUCCAAGGACUGAUUCUCACCAGCGUUUCCAAGGGGAAAUGGCGGUUUCAAGUCCCCCCCCCCCCCACAGCAGGUUCUGCUGAGGCACCAAGUGUCCCAAGACCUCCUCCCUAGCUCAGCACAACUCUCGGGAAACCACCAAAACGUUGCUGCCCCCUCGCCAUCCCAUGCACUUUCUCUGGUGGCGUCUCCAGCUCCAAGUGGCGGCUGCUCAAGUCCCUCCACUCGCUGGUUCGAAGCCACCGCCAUCGACCACCCCCCUCCCCCGUGCACGGUGGUUUCAAGACGCCCCCCUCCCCCCAGUUCCUUGCACUUUAUUCUUCUGAGUGGCUCAGCCCACCCUGUUUCUCAGUGGCCAUUUGUUGUGUCCCUCAGGGCGGCUAAAAGGGUUCAAACUCUGAUUCUUCUGCCUCGAGGACUCCCCGGUUUCAGCUCGGAAGUUGGGGAUCUUAAGCGGAGGCAUCCCAGGGAAGGG
Messenger RNA from Lepus europaeus (European hare), 2617 nucleotides. RefSeq names its product solute carrier family 17 member 7 (gene SLC17A7). The record is from RefSeq and is a predicted model, not a curated record. The transcript is spliced from 12 exons. Gene Ontology annotation, molecular function: neurotransmitter transmembrane transporter activity; L-glutamate transmembrane transporter activity. Gene Ontology annotation, cellular component: excitatory synapse; synaptic vesicle membrane. Gene Ontology annotation, biological process: monoatomic anion transport; regulation of synapse structure or activity; synaptic transmission, glutamatergic. Lineage: Eukaryota; Metazoa; Chordata; Mammalia; Lagomorpha; Leporidae. Bases 17 to 1699 code for a protein of 560 amino acids.